AAGUAAUAUAUUUAUACAUAUAUCUUUUAGAUUGUUUUCGAUAAAAUGCCAGCCCCUGUGUUGGCACGUGGCUUAAGGUCAUUGCCUUAUCUUAAUCUAUUCAUACAUCGUUGUUUUACCAACAAAGCUGUACCAUCUUCAUGCAGUUGGAAAGUCUCAAAAACCACCAACGUCAAGAAAAAAGUAAAUUUAGAUCCAGAAACUGUGAAUUAUAUAAAACAACUUUCACUUGUGGAACUGGAUGGACAUAAGGAAAAAGAAACAAUAGAAGAAGCAAUCAAUUUUACUGAGCGAUUACAUGAACUGAAUACAGAUGGCAUAACCCCAAUGGUUUCUGUGUUAGACCACUCAUCAUUACAACUGAGGAAAGACAUUCCAUCUGAAACUUCUCAGUUAAUAUUAACCAAUGCAAAAGAAGUUUUAGAACAAUAUUUUGUUGCUCCGCCUGGAAACAUUAUAUUUAACUCUGAAGAAAAAAACUCAUCAACAAAGCAAAUGGGAACAAAAUUAAAGCAUAGCGUUUAAAAAAACAUCAAUUAAUUUAUAUCUCUUUUAACUAAAUACAUUUCGUGCCAAAAUACUAAAUUUAAAUUGCAUUUUUGAACAUGUAUAUAUUCCUACUUGUGAUGAAAAUGAACCGCUUUUUUAUAUGUUAAACUGAUUCAUUGAGGAUAUUGGAUUAUUGGAUCUCAUCUGUAUAGAGUCAAUACCAUUAGUUUGUACGUGAUAACAUAUUUUUCACAUUUUUGUUGGAACUUGAAUUUAUUAGUAUGAGAAUGGCUCUUCAAAACCAUAUGGUUUCAGUUUUGGUUAAAAUUAGCGAAUCAUAUAAUUUUAUUAGUUUGCCAAG
Ciona intestinalis (vase tunicate) is the source of this 850-nucleotide messenger RNA. The record is from RefSeq and is a predicted model, not a curated record. Lineage: Eukaryota; Metazoa; Chordata; Ascidiacea; Phlebobranchia; Cionidae.